Molecule: messenger RNA, 861 nt
Organism: Lactuca sativa (garden lettuce)
Lineage: Eukaryota; Viridiplantae; Streptophyta; Magnoliopsida; Asterales; Asteraceae
Biological process (GO): proteolysis
Molecular function (GO): aspartic-type endopeptidase activity; zinc ion binding; nucleic acid binding
Source: RefSeq, a predicted model, not a curated record
AUGACACCUCUUCCAAGACAUCCAGAGAUGCCCAGAAAACGCAAAAGCAGGGUAGUAAGUCAAGGUAUGAGUAUAGGACGUCUCCAGGGUGAGAAAAAUAUGUUGAUAUGCUACAACUGCAAAAAGCCAGGGCAUCAUUGGAAAAAUUGUAGGGAUCCCCCUGCGAGUGCAGUACCUCAUAUUACUUCUGCAGUUCCCGUCUGCUAUCACUGCAACGAGACGGGACACAAGAAGCCUGAAUGCCCGAAGUUGAAGACUGGUAAAGGAGACAGGGGUACAAAUCCUGCAAUUGCAUCAUCCUCUAAGGGAACCACUAUGGUGACACGAGGUCGUGCUCACCAGAUGACUGUGGAGGAGCCGGUGAUUACAACGACAGUGGCAGACACUUAUUUGCUAGAUUCCAAGCCCGAUGUUGUUAUGUUUGAUAGCGGUGCUACCCAUUCUUUUGUAUCUCACACGUUUAUUAAUCAUUUGGGGCGUAGUAUCGGAAAAUUGGCUCACCCAAUGGUUGUCGAUGUUGUCGACAACCGUACUAUUUAUGUCACCGAUGUUUAUCGAGGUUACACUCUCGAGUUUUCUGGAGUUGAAUUCCCCAUUGAUCUUAUCCCUAUUGCGAUGCGAGAGCUCUGCGUUAUCGUAGGCAUGGAUUGGCUUGAUGCAUUUGAUGCGGAAAUCCACUGUCGUAAGAAGCAAGUUCGUGCUCGAAACCCUAGAGGUGGAGAACUUAUUAUUCAGGGGGACAUUCCCCGCCUGGCUAUGGCUUCUUGCUCUUCUGCUAUAGCACUAGACGACGUUCCUAUCGUUUCCGAAUUUAGCGAUGUCUUUCCGGAGGAACUCCCUGGCUUGCCACCUGUUCGAUAA